This is a messenger RNA of Folsomia candida, 7409 nucleotides long. It is a transcript of the gene dome, whose product is annotated as cytokine receptor. The record is from RefSeq and is a predicted model, not a curated record. The transcript has 22 exons. Gene Ontology annotation, molecular function: protein binding. Lineage: Eukaryota; Metazoa; Arthropoda; Collembola; Entomobryomorpha; Isotomidae. The coding region runs from base 2104 to 5874 and encodes 1256 amino acids.
UUUAGUGGCUAUCUUGUUGUGAGAGUAAACUACACAUUACAUUCUAUAACACGAUAACAUAUAUCAAUAUAACGGUGUGGGAUUGGACUGUCUAAAGCGAACCUUUCUAAACCACCCUUCUUCAUAUACAUAAGUUACUUGGAAGAUCUUUGGAAAUUACAGAAGGCAAAUUCUGAGGCUGUCCAUAUUAUUCAUUCCUCUUCUACCCUUCUGAAAUGCUCGUACUUUAUAACGAGGCGACAGUGCCACUUAAGAAAGUUGUUGUUGGUUCGUUUUGGUGAAGCGAGUGGUACGUACCUAAAAAAAGGCGAAAAUAUCAAUACAGGCAGUUUUAAGCCCAGUUCAGGUCCAGAACCCAACAACCAACGGUGGUAUGACUCUCUCCACAACAUAAAAUAUUUGCCACCAUCCAAAACCACUCGUGGUGUAGCUACAAAUCUCUGUAAGAGACAGUGUAGGAGAGGAGCCUUCUUAAUUUAAGCAAGACCCUGCAGGGUCCUACGAAACUGUGAUAAGGAGUAAAUAUUUGAACGAUUAUAUUAAAUUAAGCCAUCAUCGUACAACGCAUUUUAUCCUAUUUUUAAAAGUGUUGUCAGUGUAUUUUCGAAUCAUGUGCAGCAACUAAACUAACUGACUAUUUACUACAAGAUUUUUGUUCACACUCACUGUAGUUUCAACCGUGUGGAAGUCAAGUAGACUGCUUAUCAACAUUUAGAUUAAAGUGGAAAUACUUGGAAAUUAAAUACUCACUCGAACAUACAUAACCAAUUGUUUCAUGUUUAGUUUUAACCAAUCAUCCAACAGUGCCUUUGAUUUGAUUCUUUAUAUUAGCAAAUUUGUUACACGGUUCAGUGGAAUAGAGUGAAUUUGGUAGUUGUUGACUUUUAGAAACGGGAGGCGAAAUAACUAAUUAACUCCAAACUUGGAUUGCCAAUUUGUAGAGUAAAUUCCUGUGCUAUUUGGCGUGGAGUGAUUGAUGGUGCAAAAGCAAACCAACGUCUUCCAGUGAUAAUUACGUCUAAUUAAAACGACUUCCAAAUAUUAACCGAGAGAUUUUUCUCCUUCGCCACAUCACAUCAACAGCAUCGGACCGGACCAUCUCAAAAAGAAUAUAUAAAGAGGAGGACAAGAGCGCAAAAAAGUGCAACGGCGACGACCCAUCCAAUCCAAUCCGUGAUGAUUACAUGAUUCGAAAGUAGUCUGACACAGCAGUAUCUCACAUCGACGACGGAGGUGGACGUUAUACGAGCAGUGGUAUGCAUAAUAGAUAAAUAUUAUGCAUGGUGCCUGUUGCUGCUUCUGCUGAUGUUAGCGUAACCUAACCCAUACCAUCUCUCUCGGACAUCUCUUUGCAAUUGCACAUUUUCUCCCAGUUGGCCUUAUCGCCCACCACCCUGGAGCAGCUUCUGUGGAUGGUGGUGGAGCUUGCAGACGCCUCGAAGGAGGAGGAGGAGAAGAAGGAGUCGGGAGCAGCAGAAGCCGUGUUUCGAUAACAGAAGUGGAAGCACGGGGUUUACAAAUAAGAAGUCAAGACGACAGAAUUGGAAGUCGAACUCCGCACUUGGCUCCGAACUCUUCACGUCGCAACACGUCCGCUCACUUUCUCCACUCUCCACGUACUUUUGGUUACGUAGUAAAGAGACCGCUUGUCGAAUCGACUCAAUCAAGCUUACCUUAUUGGAACUAAGGACAUUACAUACGUUUAGGCGACCGGAAGUGACUUUUCAGUAAUUAUCGUCACCGAGCGGAUAGUGAUCGUGAGAAAAAUCAAUCAACCACCACACACAUUGACUUAACUUGAGAAAAGUUGUCAUCUUUUUUGGUGACGGAAGUACGCUUUGAUACAUUUUUUUCGGUAGAAAAAUAUUACCACCGGUGUGAAAUAAAUACACACGUUAGGAGACGAGGAGUCACUCGGAGCGUCUGUCAGAAGCAUAUUGUACUGCAGUAGGAAAAUGAGAAUCGUCCUCUCAAGUCACUUGUUGACUUUCUCUUCCUUUCUGUUGUUGUGAUCGACAAGAAGACGUCAAAAGUAAGAAUGUGAGAUAAGAAUCGCGUCGUUGUCCGCACCUCGGCGUGACCAGAACCAGUACAAUUAUCAGAAUGAGGGAUAACCGUGAUGAUCUUCUCUACACUUCCUCCCAUGGAUUCAAAAAAGGGGGGAUUAAAAUCUUAUACUUGUCACUCCUUCUCCUAUUUCUUGUCAUCUUCGUGUCCCCUGCGUGGGGGGAGGAUGAUGUGGAUUUGGUGUGCCAAAAGGGUGUCAGCGGCUUUCGUGGUGCAACCUUUCCCCGAGGAGACAUUCUUCUCAAGGAGGGGGACACGCUGGAAGUCUAUUGCCGUUUGGACAUGGCAAAGGCAAAACCGUACAACGCUAGCUUCAUCCAGUUUCGCUUCACCAAAACCAACAUCUCGGAGGGAUUGAUGAAGACGACGGUGAUCAACGAGACGACGGCGUUGCUUCGCGUGGAACGAAUGAACGUUUCUAGUCCUCACUUAUCCUGCGAAAUUGUCCCUCCGGGCAGUCGAAGGAUACAAGUUUGCCAAAAUGAGAUUGAUGUCGGAUAUCCACCCUUACCUGUGGAGAACUUUAGUUGUAUUGCCCAAGACUGGCGAAGUCUCAAUUGUACGUGGAAGAAGCCCUACAAUCCAAUCCCGACCAGUUAUUCAUUGCAGAUUCUGCAGAAGGGAAAGUCCUUCAACUCCAUCGUUUCUUGUCCAAAUGCGACCGCCACGCCGACCUCUUGUGUAUGGGGUCCAAGGACAGAACCAUUUUACAGACAGAACCAAAACCCCCUCCACUUUCGAAUCAAUGGAACAAACGUGCUCAAUCCGAAGGGAUCAACUUGGAACUUUUCCAUCGAGCACUGGUCGAUAGUCGUUCCCGAAGCACCCUCCGACCUUAAGAUUGUUCACUCCUUGCCGGAUGUGGCCACUGUGUGGUGGGCGUUUAAAAGUUUUAAGGAUUUCGUUCCCGGUCUAGUCCACCAAGUCACGGUCUGUAUACAGAACGCUUCAGUCGCUUGCAACGUUACAAAAUUAAACAGUUAUAAAGGUUCAGGUCAUUUGGAGCACAACAUCUCCCUCGAUUACGCUUACGUCAAUUACACGAUAGAAAUUAAAAUGAGGUCACAAAGAGCGAGAGAUGAAGCGAGCUUCUGGUCAAAACCGGGGAUGAUUGUGGUCGCCUCGUCGGCCAAGAGUCCCACAGCUCCUCCCAAAGUGGACGUGGGGAGUUACGAGUCUGUUCCUAUGAACGAUAAAAAACGCGAUAUUUUAGUGUACUGGGAAGAUGUGGAUCCGCUAUUUCGCAAUGGACCUGGGUUUCACUACAUCCACAGUGUGCAAGAAGACGAAGAGAAGAAAGAGGACAUUCAGCCAAAGGAAACAAACAGGUCGUACGCCAAAUUCAGCGGGUUGUGGCUUAACAAAUCCUACAGGUUCCAAAUUGUGUCGGCCAAUGACGAAGGAAAUAGUUCAGCUUCCUCUGUCGUCUUUGUUCCCAGGAUUCCUAAAGGUUUUUGCAAGACUGUAAUGGAUUAUGCGUCUCCCAAGUCACCCACAGCGGUCUCUCAACUGGACUUUAACAAUGGUUCCUUCAUCAUAUCAUGGAAUCCUGUGAACCCUGUUGCUGUUCCGAUCGUGUCGUACACAGUGUUCAGAUGCAUAAGUACAAAGCCGAGACCUCAGCAGUGCCAGGGGCUCAUGAAAUGGGACGUAGUGAGUGCCGACAAGCAGAGCAAGUUCUACAACAAUCUUCCCCAUAAUAAUAUGAUUUAUCAGUUCGCCGUGGCAGCAAAUGCUGAAAAUAUGAGCAGUGGGAUGGCUUGGGCAUCUUGCACACUUAUCCAUGGCAGAGUUCCCGAUAAACUGAAGAAAGUGGAGAAAAUUCUGGAGGCGGAGAAGGAAAUCCAUAUCAAGUGGAGUUUGGACUGCUCUUACAAACCUGGAGUGAUUGAAGGCUACAAAAUUAGCUACUGCCGAGUUGAAGACGAGCGGAAUAAAACUGGGCGAUGCAUCGACAAUGAAAAGCAAGAAGCAGUUGCCGGGUCCGAGAUAACUACUUAUCAUCUGAAGAAAUUAUAUCCUUGUGCGACCUACAUGAUUUCCGUUUCUAUCAUCUCUGCAAAUGGGGAGAGUCAAAAGAGCGAGCCUAUUUAUGCAACUACUAAACCUAGUGCCCCCAGUUAUCCACCGAUCGUGAGCGAGGUGACAGUUACCAAUACGAGUGCAACGAUAUCCAUUAAGCCACAAUUCCCUUUGAACGGGAUCAUUAAAGAGUACAGAGUCAAGUACAAGUCUUUAGAAACUGGAGAAGCCACCGAAAAGUUCUAUCCAGUCGCACAUCCCAGUAGAUCAAGUGGUUCGUCCGAGAACAGUGUUAGGACGGAUAGCUGUUUCGACGAUGGAGCAGUAAUGAAGUUGACUGAGGUGGAAGUCAAGAACCUACUCAGCAAUUCGAAUUAUUCAUUUACCGUGGCUGCGUGUACCUCAAAAUGCUCAGAGGAUUCAACACUAGCCCAUUUUAAAACAGACGUGGGAUACACGGACAUGACAACUUUCCCUGACAUGCAUAUUGAUGGGGACGACAUUGCCGUGGUGUGGAGUGUUCCUUCCAACAUACGAGGACCCAUCACAAAGUUUGAAAUUCUCCUGAAACAGAAUGGAAAGGAUGAUGAUAUUGUGUCCGUUCCGUAUGACGGCAACGCAAACGCUAGCACAUAUUACCACAAGAUGAAGUUCUCCUGUGAGACGAGUACAAAUUUGACAGCACAAGUUAGAGCUGUUACUGUGCUAGAAAGUAGAGGGGAGACGCUGUAUGGAAGGUGGAGUUCGGCUGGAAACUUUAAUUGUGGAGGAGGAGCGUCUUGGAUAGUUUGGGUUGGCGUAGUCAUUGGCGUAAUUGUACUUAUUGGAUUGAUAGGAAUCACAAGUACCAAACUACACCAAAAAUUUAAGUACAUGAAAGAAGGAGUGGACGUUACCCUGCCUCCUGGAAUGGCUGUUCAAAGCCUGAACGGGUUUUCGCACAACCUUCCAAAACGAAGAAGAGAUUCUGGCGGAGACACCCACUCAUUUGGAAAAGAGAACCUGAAUUAUCAACUGCAAAUGACCACGACGCAUCACUCUGAUGACCCCAAAGAUUUCACAUCACUCAACGAAUCGUGUCUGCAACAAGAGAAAACAGGAGCCAGAAGUGGGGAUCAUGGCGGAGGAAAAAUGAGUUUUGAUAAUAAAGUGUACUCGGAAGAAAUGGAAGUUCACCACAAACCUGAAAAGUCGAAUGGCAUUUCGUCUUCCGACGUUGGACUGUUGUUGCAUAAUGACACCACUUUCGAUUCGGCACAUCAGAUUGCAUCUUCCUCACAACCACAACAUGUGGAAAAUGAGCACCUCUUGACUGAAAAACGCUUGUCUGAAUGUCCCACAAACCCAUUGUUGGACGAUUCCCUAACUACGGACGACACAGAGGAGGACGCAUUUCCAAUCCCCAUUUCGUAUAGUAAUCUCCCAGCGCAGGAUCUAUUCGACGAUCCUGGUUUUGGAGGAUCUACGAGUGACAAUGGGUCUCCAGUUCCGUUUUCGAAUAGUCCAUACCCCACCACCGUCAGUAUUGGGGGAGGAAGUUCCCCCUCACCGCCCCCACCUUCCCGUAUCCUGAAUAUGGGACCUAAUCCCAACGAUAGAGCACCUCCAUCGUCCAACAACAAUGGAAGUCUCAGUCUUCCGACAAACCCAGUAAACUCGCCAUAUGUCAAAUGGACGCAAGUGAUGCCAGAUCAGUUCAUGAACGGAGAUGGUUCAAUUAGUGGUGGUGAUCACACACAUAAAGCGCCCUACUGUCAAGUCGGAAUACUUUUAGACUCCAAUUAGUAAUUUAUUAUAAGUAGCUAGGAAUAUAUGAUGACAGCUUCACCGUAUUUUUAGAUUGUACCGUGUGUAGCUUAUCUAUGUGUACUAUAUAUUGUAAGAAAAUCAAGGGUAACAGCUCAUUAUUGCCUAUUGUACAUAUGACUGAUUAAGACUAAAGUAGACAUUUGACCUAGAAUUUUAAUGUAUAUAUUGUUGUAUUUUUUGGUUCGUGUGUGAUUUAUUUGAAUAGAACACAUGAUGAUUAUGCGGACUCAGAAACGUAGAUUAUAGGAAACGUAGCUUAAUUAAUUUGAGGUCCCAUUUUUAGUUCCCUAGUUAAUUGUAAAUAUUAUAGAACACAACACAUAUCGAGCACUUAUUCAUUACUGUUAGUUCAUUAUUAGUCGUUUUGCAGUUCGUCGGCAAAUGGAGCAAAAGCUAUCACACAAACACAAAUCCGUCAAAUUGUUACUUAACUAUAAACUGAAAACAAAGAGAGGGAAACCAAUGCAGAGCACUUGGUUAGCGUGCCUUUGCUCCAAAAUCCUUACACUUGUCGAGGCGUUGGCUCCUUUGGCUGAUAUAAGUAUAAGACAACUGUACAAACUAACACAUUUCAGAGAGUAGUUAUUCACUUUAGAGUAGUUUGAAUAACUACUCUCUGAUUGUAUUUAAAUUAAUCAUGUAUGUAUACAUUAGAGAAUUGGGGGACAAACCCCUCACGUUAACCAACCAACCAAGCUCCGUGCAUGUAUUUUACAAAUGAUGAUUACUUGGUCUGCUGCUGAUCCCAAAUCUCAGAAAACAUAGAGCUUGCUACCAACAUGUUACCUAAUCAUAGUUUUAUAACUACAAAUUUAAAGUUUAAAAUAAGGAAGAGGCAGAUAGUCGAUGACCAGUUGAAGAAUUUUGAAAAAUUUUGAUGAUUUAUUUUCGAAACAUUGUCCACACUUGCCCACAUAAGUACAUAACUUAUUCUUAUUUAAUGAGAGAAAUCAUUUUGCUCAUAAUUUUUCACAUCGAUACUUGUUGAAGGUUUUAAAGGCUUAGAGAGUUCAAAACUUAAGGAGUUAAGUUAUUACGAUAGUCGCAGCAGUUAUAAAAUACUACUUCCUAGUCACAAGACAAUUUCUGUGGCCCUCGUACUUGUACCUCCACAGAUGAGAUAUUAUUGUUAUCGUUUGGGCUAAAAUGUACAAUCUUAUACUAGUUCAUCUAGUGUGUAAUUUAAUACUCAGAGUGUCCAUCAAUCCUAUAUUAUUAUUAUUCUAAUGUGUACAAGUGUUGCUGCAAAACCACCAUGCUUCCAUUUAUCCAUAGUCCCUCCGUUAGUAGUGUUUAGACGCGACGACUAUUCAAAUUAUGUUUAUUCAGUUUAUGUGCCACAUCUUGUUGAAACUUAGCAUUUACCGAUUUGUUACAAAUUUGUGAUUGUAUUUUAUUUUGUGCAUACUUGGAGAUGCAAACUUAUCUACAUAUAUGUUCAUGUGAUCGUUAUAUACAUAAAUAUUUAUCGCUGUGGUGUAUCGUACAUUAAUAAAUGCGUGAGUUGGAAA